Messenger RNA from Tupaia belangeri chinensis (Chinese tree shrew), 3343 nucleotides. RefSeq names its product dendrin (gene DDN). The coding region runs from base 6 to 1874 and encodes 622 amino acids. The transcript has 3 exons. The record is from RefSeq and is a predicted model, not a curated record. NCBI's taxonomy places the organism in Eukaryota, Metazoa, Chordata, Mammalia, Scandentia, Tupaiidae.
GCAGGAUGUUGGAUGGCCCGCUAUUCUCCAAGGGGCCUAAUAGCCCCCAGGAGCCCCAGGAUGAAGAGUCUGGCAGCUGCCUUUGGGUGCAGAAGUCCAAGCUGUUGGUGAUCGAAGUGAAGACUAUUUCCUGUCAUUAUAGUCGCCGUGCCCCUUCUCGACAGCCCAUGGACUUCCAGGCCAGCCACUGGGCCCGCGGGCUCCAGAGCCGCACGUGUGGGCCGCGUCCGGGAGCCCCGGAGCCGCCUCCCCGCCGGCCCUGGGCCUCCAGGGUGCUGCAGGAGGCGACCAACUGGCGGGCGGGGCCCCCGGCCGAGCUCAGAGCCCGGGAGCAGGAGAAAAGGAAGGCGGCGUCGCAGGAGCGGGAGGCCAAGGAGACCGAGCGAAAAAGGCGCAAGGCUGGUGGGGCCCGACGGAGCCCCCCGGGUCGGCCCCGCCCAGAGCCCCGGAACGCCCCUCGCGCCGCCCAGUGCGCCCCGCGACGGCGCUGGGCCCGGCCGCCACCCUACGUGGCUCCACCUUCUUACGAAGGCCCCCACCGGACCUUGGGGACUAAGCGAGGCCCCGCGCCCUCCCAGCCGCCCACCUCUUCAGCCCCAGCUGUGACCCCGGCCAGGACAGAGGGAGGGCGCUCAAAGAAGAGGCUGGAUCCUCGGAUCUACCGGGACGUCCUCGGGGCUUGGGGUCUCCGACAGGGGCGUGGUCUCUUGGGGGGAUCUUCAGGGUGUGGAGCGACCAGAGCAAGGCCCGAGUCCUGCAAGGGGGCUGCAGAGAAAAGCCGGAGGCUGGCCACUGCUAGCCUGAACAAUGGUAGCGAUGGCUAUUCCCAAGCCAAAGCUACAGCGAACCCCAGCAGGGAGACAGCUCCCUCGGGGUCAGCAACUGCGACUCCUAGCUCCCCGCGUCCUGCUCCCAGGUCCAGGCACCACCUCAAGAGCUCUAGGGAAGGGAAAGAAGGAAGAGAACCGAUCUGGAUCCCCAAAUGCUGGAUUCCCUCCCCUAAAAAGCAGCCGCCCCAGCACAGCCAGACACUCCCCAGACCCUGGGCUCCAGGAGGCACGGGAUGGACAGAGUCCCUGGGUCAUAGAGAUAGGGCGGGACCCGAGACCCCGGAGGGUUGGAAGGCUACCCGCCGCGCCCAUACCCUGCCCCGUAGUUCCCGAGGUCCGGCUCGAGGAGAAGGCGUCUUUGUCAUUGACGCCACUCGCGUGGUAAUAAGGUCUCAGUACGUUCCGACCCCCCAAACCCAGCAGGUGCACCUUUUGCCCUCUGGGGUGCCACGCACUGUGGGGGACGCCCCCAGCCCUCCGAAGCCCCAGAAGGAGGGCGAGGAGGCUGUGGUCUUCCCUUCCCCUUACCAAAAGCUGCUGGUGAACAGUCGCCUUUUACCCCAACCUGGCCUGGGGCGCGGCUAUGAAGCUGAGGGCGCAAAGCCAGGGGACUCCUCACUGGAGGAGCGCGCCUCCCGCAUCUUGGGGCUCCCAGUCGGCGAAGUAAACCUGCGGGACACCCCUGCGCAGCUAGGUAGCCCGGAGCACCCAGCCUUAGGCCCAGCGGCUUUGGGAAGCGCGGGCACCGCAGAGGGGCAGGAAGUGGCGGGGGGGCCCCGCCGCCACACCGCCCCGGAUUCAGACUCCGACGAAGCUGAGGAGCCCAGCGUUCAUAGCGGCUCCUCUGAUGGAAGCGACGCAGAAGCUCCAGGCGCCUCCUGGCGGAAUGAGAGGACCCUGCCCGGGGAUGGGAAUCCCAGGCCCGGGGAAGGCGGGAAGGCAGCAGAACUGCGGCAGUAUCCGGGGGAUUCUAGAUGUCAUCAGUCAAACCGAAGAGACCCUCUUGGGAGCGAGGGACACCAAGGGGACCCCACAGCGAAAUAGGGAGAGGCAGUGAAAGGCCCCUUCUUGUAUUCGCUUCCCCCAGCCCAGCCGCCCUUGGUCCCACUAGUCCCCCUCUUUCCCCACGGACUUCCUUUGCUUCUUUUCCUUGUACCCCUACCGUUCCCAGACUUGAAACAGAACUGAAAGAAAAGGGAGCGUAUGUUCAUUUGUGGUUUUAUUUCAGGAGCGGUGCGGGUGAGCAGUAUUUCCUGCGGCUGCGCUCAGGGCAAAGGGUGAGGUCUUCAGCAGGGCCUGAUGCGUUAAGUGGGAACCUGAGAGCAAAGAGGCCUAGCCGAUCAGGCAGGAAGGCAGGGAUGGCGGCAGUCAUAGGAGGGCAACCAGGAGGCUUUGGACAGGGUGAUAAAGUGACCAGGUGAUAGAGGGGUUCUUGGCCAAAGAGACAUGGGUCCAGAGGCAACCAGCAAAGCAGGAAAAGAUCUCGCCGUCCUAGCUCUUCCACUGACUUGCUGGUUCCCUCUCUGGGCCUCCUGAUAUGCCACCUGAUAGGUCCAUCCCUCUAUCCCUAACAUUCUGGGAUCUUUGGGGAGCCUCUCUGUCAAACAAGCCAAAAAGAGUCAGGAAUAAGUGAAAGUGUGUGGUCUCCUUGUCACCCAGCGCUCAUCUUCAAUUCAGGAGACUGUUCAGGACUUGCAAAAGAGCUGAGUAUGUGGGGAGGUUGCUCCUAUCCGUCUCUAAGGUUUAGGUAAGGGCUCUCCAAGGCAAGACAGGAUAGUGGCCUUGUCACUGUCCCUGGCCUGUGGUGGUCCAAGCUGGGGAGGGAAGGCAGCCAAUGAAUCAGCUUGGGACCUCUUUAGGCCUCCCCUUCCCCUCCACCCCAAUGUCCUUUAGUGAUGCUCUGAAACCCACGGUUUCCCACUCAGGUGACAUUGCUCACCUGAAAGAGCCCUGAGAAUCUCUAAUCUGCUUCUUCCAGAAACCGGCCAGGCAAGAAAGGCUUGUCCCAGGAAGCGCGUAGGUGUGGGGUGUGAUGCUCGCUGUAGCCACGAUGGGGCGCGCGCAGGCCGCAGAGUUCCCAGUUCCCAGUCUCUGAGUCCCUACUCCCCCGACACUGCCUGUGAAUCUGAUCCCGAUCCCUCGUUACCGCGCGCCUGUCCCCGCCUUACCGCCUCCAGCCCGGAGGGGCCGGGAGCAGGCCUCCGGCCUCCCAGACAUCUGGAGCGCGCCGAGCCCCUCUUUGUAUUCGUCCAAGCCAACUGGCUUGGGACUUGGACACCGAAGUAUUUUUUCUCUCCAACCCUGGACACCGCUGUCUCUGCCAUUUACUGGCCAUGUGGACUUGGCCAAAUCACUUCACCUCCCUGAGCCUCAGUCUCCUCAUCUGUUAAAUGGGGGUUUAUAAACACCUACCUCGCAGGGUUGUUGUGAGGAUUUAAUGCGAUAAUGUAUGUAAAGCGCCUUGCACAGUGCCUGGCAUCCUGUGGCGCUCAAUAAAUCUAAGCUUCCCUUUA